Messenger RNA from Meleagris gallopavo (turkey), 842 nucleotides. The record is from RefSeq and is a predicted model, not a curated record. Lineage: Eukaryota; Metazoa; Chordata; Aves; Galliformes; Phasianidae.
UGGUGUUUGGGGGAGGGCCGGGAACAAGGGGAUACGGGAAGGUGAAGGGAGAGCGGGGGGAGCGGCGAGCUGGAGGGUCCGUGACGGAGCGGCGGUGCGUGAGGCGCUCCGUGCUGUGCGGAGGGGCUGCGCUGCGCUCCGCGCCUCCUCGGCCCGAGCGCUGCCCUCAGGCGCCCCGCACGGCGCAGCGCCAUGUCCGCCUCCAGGCUCUUCACCCUCGUGCUGGUGGUGCAGCCGCCCCGCGUUCUCCUGGGAAAGAAGAAGAGCGGGUUCGGAGCCGGGCUCUGGAACGGCUUUGGAGGAAUCGUGCAGCCGGGAGAGAGCAUCGAGGAUGCUGCGCGCAGGGGGCUCAAGGAAGAGAGUGGGCUGACUGUGGACACCUUGCAGAAGAUGGGUCAGAUCACUUUUGAAUUCAUAGGCAACUCUGAACUGAUGGAAGUUCACGUUUUCCGAGUGGAUCAGUUUCAUGGAGAGCCAAAGGAAAGUGAUGAAAUGCAGCCUCAGUGGUUUCAGAUGGAUGAGGUGCCAUUCAAACAAAUGUGGCCAGAUGAUGUCUUUUGGUUCCCUUUGGUUUUUCAAAGAAAGUUGUUUCGUGGCUACUUUAAGUUCCAAGGACAAGACACCAUUGUGGAGCACACCCUGAAAGAAGUAGAGGAAGUUUAAGAGGAAGACAGAAGCGUUCAUUCCCCGUGCUGGUGCCCACAUUGGGCUGGGACACCACGAGUGCUUCCAGGGGGCUCCUUUCUCAGCUCCCCAGCAAGAAGAGGGUGAUUGCCAGGUCAUGGGGAAGCAAAGAAAAUAAGGGGGUUUCUUAGAGCAGCAAUAAACAUAGUAAGAAUUUC